Molecule: messenger RNA, 7584 nt
Organism: Leucoraja erinaceus (little skate)
Lineage: Eukaryota; Metazoa; Chordata; Chondrichthyes; Rajiformes; Rajidae
Product: AP-3 complex subunit beta-2
Exons: 29
Coding region: 8-3493 (1161 amino acids)
Biological process (GO): intracellular protein transport; anterograde synaptic vesicle transport; vesicle-mediated transport
Cellular component (GO): membrane coat; AP-3 adaptor complex
Source: RefSeq, a predicted model, not a curated record
UGCGGCGAUGAAGCCGAUGCAGCGAUUGCUGCAGCUGCCGGUGGCUGCGGUGGGGCUGCUGAAGCCGCUGGGCCGGGAGGAUCGCAGCCCGGUGCUGGGUCCUGAGGCCAGCCCGCAGACCUGGUACAACGCCGUCCAGCCCGACGAGCUGCGGCUCCUGCGGACAUCGCCCGAGCCAGAACGGCGGGGAGAGGAGACGGCAGACGAGUGGCCCACCACACCCGCACGGCACGAUGAUCUGAAGGAGAUGCUGGAUAGCAACAAGGACUCGCUGAAGCUGGAGGCCAUGAAGAGGAUUGUGGCGAUGAUCGCCAGAGGGAAGAAUGCGUCGGAGCUCUUCCCCUCAGUGGUGAAGAACGUGGCCUGCAAAAACAUUGAGGUGAAGAAGCUGGUUUACGUUUACCUGGUUCGAUACGCAGAAGAACAGCAGGACCUCGCCCUUCUCUCCAUCAGCACCUUCCAGAGAGGAUUAAAGGACCCGAACCAGCUGAUCCGAGCGGGAGCCCUGCGUGUUCUCUCCAGCAUCCGAGUCACCAUCAUCGUCCCCAUCAUGAUGCUGGCCAUCAAGGAAGCUGCUUCAGAUAUGUCCCCCUAUGUCAGGAAGACAGCUGCCCACGCCAUCCCCAAACUGUACAGUCUGGAUCUGGAUCAGAAGGACCAGCUGAUUGAGGUGAUUGAGAAGCUGCUGGCGGACAAGACAACGCUGGUGGCAGGCAGCGUGGUGAUGGCUUUCGAGGAGGUGUGUCCCGAGCGCAUCGACCUGAUCCACAAGAACUACCGGAAGCUGUGCAACCUGCUCAUCGACGUGGAGGAGUGGGGCCAAGUAGUCAUCAUCGACAUGCUCACCCGAGACCCACGCACGCAGGUCCUCAACCCCAACCACAACGAGAUCUUGCUGGAAGAAAACCCGGAGAAAGGAUUUUACGGCACGGAUGAGGAAGACUCCAAGCAGGAGGAAGCAGAUGCAGUCGUGCUUCCCAAACGGAAGCCCUACGUGAUGGACCCCGACCACCGGCUGCUCCUUCGGAACACCAAGCCCCUCCUCCAGAGCCGGAACGCCGCGGUGGUGAUGGCCGUGGCCCAGCUCUACUUCCACUUGGCUCCCAAGGCGGAGGUGGGCGUCAUCGCCAAGGCCCUGGUCCGCCUGCUCCGCAGCCACAGCGAGGUGCAGUUUGUGGUCCUGCAGAACGUCGCCUCCAUGUCCAUCAAACGCCGGGGAAUGUUUGAGCCUCACCUGAAGAGUUUUUACAUCAGGUCCACGGACCCCACACAGAUUAAGGUGCUGAAGCUGGAAGUCUUGACCAACCUAGCCAGCGAGACUAACAUCUCCACCAUUCUCCGGGAGUUCCAGACCUACAUCAAGAGUCAGGACAAGGACUUUGUGGCCGCAACCAUUCAGGCCAUUGGCCGCUGUGCCACCAACAUCGACGAGGUCCGUGACACUUGUCUGAGCGGGCUGGUCCAACUGCUCUCCAACAGAGACGAGCUGGUGGUGGCCGAGUCGGUCGUGGUCAUUAAGAAACUGCUGCAGAUGCAGCCGGCCCAGCACAGCGACAUCAUCAGGCACAUGGCCAAACUCAUCGACAACAUCAUGGUUCCAAUGGCGAGGGCCAGCAUCCUCUGGCUGAUCGGAGAGUACUGCGAGCACGUGCCCAAGAUUGCUCCUGAUGUCCUGCGGAAAAUGGCCAAGUCCUUCACCAGCGAGGAGGACAUCGUGAAGUUGCAGAUCAUCAACCUGGCGGCCAAGCUCUACCUCACCAACUCCAGACAGACCAAGCUGCUGACCCAGUACGUCCUGAACCUGGCCAAGUACGACCAGAACUACGACAUCCGCGACCGCGCCCGCUUCAUCCGCCAGCUCAUCGUCCCCACGGAGAAGAGUGGCGUGCUGAACAAGUACGCCAAGAAGUUGUUCCUCGCCCAGAAACCGCCCCCCGUGCUCGAGUCUUCCUUCAAAGAUCGAGACCACUUCCAGCUGGGCUCACUGUCCCACCUGCUCAACAGCAAGGCCAGUGGAUACCAGGAGCUCCCGGACUGGCCUGAAGCAGCCCCUGAUCCAUCCGUCCGCAACGUUGAGAACGACGUGUCCUCGGAGACGGACGUGCGAAUCGGAUUGCUGGGAGACUGGAAAGAGGUCCCAGAAUGGACCAAGCCCAGCAGCAGAGAGAAGAGGAAGGAGAAAGUGGAGAAACCAUUCUACUCCGAGUCGGAGGGAGAGUCCGAGCCCACUGAGUCAGCGGACAGUGAGUCCCCCACCACCAGCGAGUCGGAGGAGAGCGCGGGCGGAAUGGAAAGCGAGAGUGCCUCGGAGAGCGAGGAGGAAGAGAGCGAAGAGGAGGAGGGCAAGUCAGACCGGCAGAAAAAGAAGAAGAAAGGGCAGAAGGAGAAGAGCAAGCACGGAGAUGAGAGCGAGGACAGCGGGCAGAGUGAAGGCGGAGACAAGGAGAAGAAGCGGAACGAGGAGGAGUCGAGCUCUUCGUCACCUUCCUCCUCCGAGGAGAGUUCAUCGGAAAACAGCUCCUCCGAGUCGGAGCCGGAGGAGAACUCGGACUCGGACCCUGGGAAAAAGCACAAGAGGAAGUCUGUGGCCAAGUUACCCUCUGGAUCGCUCAAAGCUAAAAAGAAGGAAAUCUCCCUCCUUGACCUCGAUGAUUUCAGCGGCCCGUCAGUCCCUACAACCACUCCAUCACCCAACACAUUCUCCAAGAGUCUCAACCUGGAUCUGCAGGGACUAACGUUGUCCAACUCCAACCUGCCUUCUGAGAUGUCGAGUCCGUCGCUGGGCCGCGUGAAGACCUACGAGCUGCUGCAUCGCCUGACGGGCGAGGGGCUGGCGGUGCGCUACCACUUCAACCGGCGCCCCUUCAGCCCCGACCAAGCCAUGGUCUCCGUGCAGAUGCAGUUCACCAACAACUCCGACAUGGACAUCCGCCACCUCCACGUCAACGAGCCCAAGCUGCACUCCGGGAUGAGGAUGCAGGGAUUCAAGGAGAUCGACGUCCUGCAGCCCGGUGACGUUGCCUCGGAGGCCAUGGGCAUUGACUUCUGCGAUUCCACACAGGCAGCCAACUUCCAGCUGUGCUCACAGACCCGGCAGUUCUACAUGUCCAUCCAGCCGCCGGUGGGGGAGCUGAUGAUGCCCAUCUUCAUGACCGAGAACUCCUUCAAGAAGGAGCAAGAACAGCUGUUAAACACCAGCACCGGGAAACUGAUGGGGAUGAAUGAAAUCAAUGAGAAGCUGACCCUCACGGAGCAAUGCCGGAGUGACCAGGCCGUUGUCCAGCGGGUGCUGUCGACAGCUAACCUCGGGCGGGUGCCCUGUGGCCAGAGCGACGAGUACAGGUUUGCCGCUCGGACCGUGAGCGGUGGUGCUCUGGUCCUCAUCACCCUGGUGACCAAGGACAACGGCGCUGCCCAGCUGACCGUCAACUGUGAGAAGAUGGUGAUCGGCACGAUGAUGGCCAAGGAGAUUGUGGAGACACUGACCCAGUGACGCGGGCCCUCGGUGAGAUGGUCGCCCACCCGCCCGCUCACUCCCCCUUGUCAAACCACCAACGGCAGGAGAAACAGGUGACCCAGUGGCCCAGGGCCAGCCAACUCCACCAGCACCCCUUCCAAAACACACGCAGGGGUCCCUGAAUAACUCGGUGAAGAGAUAUCCACAUGGUUCACCCCGCUGAAAGACAAGUCGCCAAUCCUUACGUCCUGCACCCUCUCAACUGAGAAACUGCCCCUUUAUUUAAUGCUGGUCUGUCUCUCCCCUUAACCCCCCUGCACCACUCUCCCCAUCACAGAUCCAACUUGCAAUGGAAUCACGGUUAAUUCUUCAUUUUAAUCAUGUGUAUUUAAUUAAUUUGAUGUUCCCUCCCUGGAUCCUCCUCUUUUCUCAGAGAUUGAUGUUUCCGCAAAGCUUUUGGUAGCUGUCCUUCUUGGGGUGAGUCUAGCUAAUAUAGUACUGAUUGUAACUAUGAACUCAUUGUUCUCCGGGACUGGUCUGCCUGGAGCUGUGGGAUACUUGGUCUCCAGAACUUCCGUCUGUAGCUUUGGGAUUACUUUGGCCUCCUAGACUGGUCUGCCGGUAGUUUUGGAAAACCUGGCUCUCCAGAAUUGAUUUACCUGUAGCUUUAAGGUAACUGGUCUUCAAGACCUCUUCUGACCUAUGAAACUUGGCCUCGAGAUUGGGUCCGCCCAGAGAUGCGAGGUGCUCGUUCACUGGAACUGGUCUGCCCGUACCUUUCAGAUACUUGUUUCCUGGGACAGGUCUGUCUGAACCUUUGAGAUACAGGUCCACCACCAAUUUUCCACCAACUGAUGGGCCAGUGACUCCUAUAAUCACGAGAGCGCUCUUGAACUCCCCCCGCCCCCCUGGAAGUUCCCCUUGAAAAUGUGGCGCCUAUGCUGGCUGAGGAGGACUUGCCGCCUGCCUUCGAGGCUCUGGAGCCGGCAGAUCCAUUCCCUUGGCCGAUUUACAAGGCUGACUUUGUGGGCCGGAAUCUCCCUCCCUCAGCAGCAUAGGCGGACCGUUCCAGUACCGCUGGACUCCGCUCAGUGGCCGUGACCGCUGUUGGUCUGGCCAAACGGAUAAUCCAGAGGUGUUCUGGAAGCAUGGGUGCUGGAAUAUCGGGGGGUGGAUCUGAACUUGGUGUCCAGGGUGGGUAUGGGUCUGCCUGUACCGCUGAGCUACUUGUUCUUUGGGCAUGGCCUCCCCGUAGCUUUGACAUACUUGGUCUCCAGGGCAGGGCAGCGAUUAGGAGUGCAUUUGCUUGGAAAUUGCCAAUUCACCCAUGAGUGAUAGGGUGCCCCCGCCAUUUCUAUCAAACUGUACCAUCCACAAAGAACUCAAGAGGCAGAAUCACUCAAACCUUUGUCACAGCAACCCAAGUUUAUCACACAGAAUGACAAGAAUCAACAUUUAAUUUUCCGUUUAAUAAGUCAAUCUCCACCUUAAAAACACCAAAUGGAGACUAUAUCACUGCUAGCUAGAAGGUGACAACAACGCAAGCAGAGAUAAAAUGUAAUCAGGGAGUCAGUCAGACUGGUGGGAGAACUGGGAAAGGGGGAGGGAUAGAGAGAGAGGGAAAGCAAGGGUUACUUGAAGUUAGAGAAUGCAAUGUUCAUACUGCUGAGGUGUAGGCUGCCUUUUGUUCCAUAUCUCUUUCAAUGUCUUGUUUUCACACCUUGCCCUCCCUUAUCUCUAUGUCUCCCUCUCAGUCUGAAGAAGGAUCUCAACCUGAGACAAGAUUCCUUUUCUCCAGACCCACUGAGUUACUCCAGCUUUUUGUGUCUGUCCUCUAGCCCUUGUACCUGCUCUGCCAUUUGGUUAGAUCGCAGUGGACAAUCCAGCUCCCUCUCUCUCCAUGUCCUGUUCAACAACAUUAAAAAUCCAGCUCUCUCAAUCCUGAAUAUCCACAUUUCCAUUGCUCCUUGCAUGGAAGCAGUGCUUCCUGUAAACGCCAGUAAAUGAAAAUUAAAGAACUGCAAAUGCAGGAAAUCUGAAAUAAAUUAAAAAAUCUUGGAAAAACCCAGCAGGUCAGGCAGCAUCUGUGGAGAGAGAAGCAUAGAUAAUAUUUCAGGUUGAAGAUGCUCACCAAAUUGGGACAGACAGAAAAGCAAAACGUCAGAUGGACAUCAUUCAUAAAUAAGGACAGGAUUUGCAUCUUAAAAAUACGAAUAAUUUGACCUUGUAAAUGUGCUCUUGUUGGUAUUAAAAAUCGGAAAACCUGCCAUACAGCAAUUAUAUCCUCCCACCACUAGUGAUCCUCCCUUAAAACACUCCCCUUUCCCUCAAAGCCAAACACAAACAAAAGCAAACACAGAAAGCUCUGGAAAUACUCAGCGCGUCGGGCAGCAUCUGUGGAGAGAAGAUCAGGACAGGUGCGAGGUGCAUCAGAGGGAGGAGAAGGAAGAGCAGAAGGGAAGAAUGGAAGACAGGGUGGAUAAGUAACAACGGAUAGUAAUUCAGUGGUGGUAGUGGAGCAGGGAAUAAAAUAAAGGCUGAGUGACAUUGCUGGAGCAGGAACAUUAUCAUCAACGGCUACUGUCUGUGGAACGUGGAGACACAGAGUUAGAGGAGACAAUCUCGUGCGGUUCCAGGCGGCAGGAAUGUGAGCAAGCAAGUGUAUGUUCCGUACCCUGAGUUCCCAUUAAGCUUCUUGGGAAUAACAAGGGAGGUGGAUGAUAGAGAGCAAGGAACUGCAGAUGCUGGAAUCCUGAGCAAAACAAAAAGUGCUGGAGGAACUCGGGGUCAGUCAGCAUCUGUGAUGAGGGAAUGGACAGGAGACAUUUCAGCCUAAUGAUAGGUGAGAGGAGCACUUUAAAGCAGCCCUACAUGGAAUGGAGAGUGGAGAGAGGUAUUGGACAGGGCAGACAGCAUCUCUGGAGAGAAGGAAUGGGUGGCGUUUCGGGUCGAGACACUUCCGUUACAAGUGUUCGGUGACGUGACCUACACACCACCAUUAACUCUGGCGUUUCCGUUGCCGUUUCACCUGAUCCUCUUCCUGAGAAGGUUCGUUGCUGCUGAUGUGACGUUCACUUAAUAUCUUUAGUCGGUCCUUGUGACUAAAGUGAAAUUCUAAAGAAAGAUGCUGGAAAAAUCGAAGGGAGACAAAAAUACUGGAGGAACUCAGCGGGUGAGGCAGCAUCUAUGGAGAGAAGAAAUAGUAUGAAGAAGGGUCUCGACCCGAAACGUCACCUAUACCUUCUCUCCAUAGAUGCUGCCUCACCCGCUGAGUUACUCCAGCAUUUUUGUCUACCUAAAGCAAAAUUCUUGGUCAUUAAUUGAUUGAAAGAUUUAGCAUUGCAACAGGCCUUCGACCCACCAAGUCCUUGCCGACCAUCGAUCACUGGUUCACUCCCGUUCUAUCUUAUCCCACUUUCUCAUCCACUUUCUCCACACUUGGGGGAAUUUACAGAGGCUAAUUACCCGCACGUCUUGGGGAUGUGGGAAGAGAAACGCACAGUCACGGGGAGAACGUGCAAACUCCACAGAGACAUCACCCGGGGUCAGGAUCGAACCUGGUUCUCUGCCGCUGUGAGGCAUCGACUCCACCACUGUAAUUACUAUUGCAAGACUCCACCGCCCAUUGUUCCACAUGCGCUCCCUGCGAACAUCACCACUGCCGUGGGAUAGACACAAAACGCUGGAGUAACUCAGCGGGUCAAGCAGCAUCUCUGAAUAGGUCGUCUUCAGGUCUAGGCCCACACACAAGAUUAGAUGUUGUCCAGCCAGAGUUGAACACACUUCUCGGCAUCUGCAAACAAUAGCGUCUGUCUCUUGUGCGUGGUGGAGGUUAUAUUGGUGGAAAUGGGGCUGAACAGGUGAUGUUGCCGAAAGAAUCUGGGUCCAGCAUCUGCAGUUCCUCCCUACACACGAAAUCCUGUCUCCUUGCUUGGUCUGGGUGAGGGAGAGGGGCAGUGUGGGUGCAGCCUGCUUCAGUAGCUGGUUUCUUGAUGCUUUGCUCAAUGUUUCCCUUUGCUCUCUCUCUCUCUGGUUGUGCAGUAAUUACAUCGCUCUUCACACAACUGCUAUGGCAGAUUAAUUUAUUGUACAAAAAACCUCAAUUAAAGUCAAGUAAGAAACCUGAA